Molecule: messenger RNA, 3967 nt
Organism: Paramisgurnus dabryanus
Lineage: Eukaryota; Metazoa; Chordata; Actinopteri; Cypriniformes; Cobitidae
Source: RefSeq, a predicted model, not a curated record
UAGAUCUGGGCGUCAAGUUAAACAAACUCCAGUGAGAUGGAAAAGCGCGAGAUAAAUAUCCAGAGCAAGAUUAAAACUGCAACAAGACGUCGUCUGUGUGAGGACCAAGAUGAAGUAGAUGACCAGCACCACUAUAUCUGUGGUGACCAGCGUGGUCUGUGGUGAUGUGCCCUCAGCGGUCGGAGAAGGAGAAACACGGGGAAGCUCGGUGACACUCAUUAGUUCAAAGAUCAAUGACUUUCUCAGGAGUGACUUUAAAAUGUCAUCCCUCCAUGACAAUACAAACUGAAUACAUCCAAAAGGACCUUUCCGCAUUAAAGACCCCUCUGUCCAGAACUAAGAGAGCACCAGCAAGCUCUCUGCAGCCCUGGAUCUACAUCUCCACUAAGUUUGUUCAGCUAUAACCCUAUUGCAGAGCACGGUGCAGAAAUCUGGGACAAGCUAGCUGGGUCUUUAAAUGAAUCCUUUGCAAGAACAAGGUACAGUGAAGCCCCAUUUUUCUAUAAAUACCUCUCUCUCUCUCUCUCUCUUUCUGAUGCCGUUGGAUCGGGCCAUCUCCAAGGGCUGAGGAGUGACCCAGAAACUGCCUGUCAGAGCAGCGGAGGACAGCGCUCUGAUUACAGAUCCUCAGAGAUGCUGGUACAGUUCGACUGGGACAAUUCACUUCACCUUUAAGAAUCUAAUCCAUAAACUCUUUCUUAUUUAAGCGAAAAUAAGAACAACAGGUAGAGUGAAUCUCUAUACAAAGUAGGGCUAUGCAAUUACUUAUUUUUGAUUUUCAAUUUUUAAUUCAAAGAAUUACAAAAACAAGAUAAUAAUGAUUUGGCCCAUAAUCGAUCAGCCCUAACACAAAGCAAAUAUACAGUAUGAUGUAAUAUGAUUAAAGCUCAAAGCUGGUAACCACAAGGUUGCUGGUUCAAUCCCGAACAAUGGGGUGUCAUCGCCCUACCCUCGAGCAAGGAACAUGACCCCAGGUUACUUCAAGUGGAUUUUCCCUGUAAUAAGUAUACUGGACAACAGAGCCCUUUGUGAUUCAGCCAGUUCACAUUACAUAGCGAUAGGAAAUCACUCCCUACUGACUAUAACAGAAUACUGUAUGGCAUUCAGCACUUUUACACAAUCUUUGUUAUUCAUUCUGAAACAUUCAGGAGUGUUUAACUGACUUUCAAGGGAUCAGUAGCAAGUCAGGUCAGGCCCAGGGAUUCAAUUAUAGCAGAAGAGCACGGGCAUAUGUGAAGGCCUGAAGGGCUACGAAACCUGGCACCGUCUGUGACUCCAGCAUAUGAAGUUAAAAACUAACAGCAGGUGAACAGAAGUCAAGUGACAUCAUUUCGAGCGAUGCCUCCAGUAAAUAAGACCGUAUGACUGACGGCAACUCUUCUUCCUUGAUUUGGACAUGACGGCUUUCUGGGAUUGGGUCUAUGACGACAGGAGCCUCCUGACUUUCAGUCUGGUUGUUACAGUAGCACCAAUCAUAACAAAGGGCGUGGCUUCGUGCCCCGUGGAUGUUACGUCAAAAUAAAAUGGCGUCGCACUUCAGCGGUGUACUGCAACUCACAGACCUGGAUGAUUUUAUCACUCCGUCUCAGGAAUGUGUAAAGCCUGUAAAAGUGGAAAAGAAACCGGGAAGAUCUGUAGCUAAAAUUCAGAUCGAAGAUGAUGGCAGUUAUUUUCAAGUCCAUCAGGAUGGUCAAAAACAAAAGCUGGAGAAAGCGAAGAUUACUCUGAAUGACUGUCUCGCAUGCAGCGGCUGUAUUACAUCUGCAGAAAGUGUGCUUAUCACCCAACAGAGCCAUGAGGAACUGUAUCGUGUGCUUAACCAUAAUAAGCAGGCUAGCGCUAGUGAGAAGAAAGUGCUGGUGGUGUCUGUAUCUCCACAGUCGAGAGCAUCACUGGCUGCACACUUUGGUCUCAGCAGCGGUGAGGUGGCCCGAAGACUCACCAGCUUCCUGAAAAACCUGGGUGUCCAUAACGUCUUUGACACUGGCUUCAGUCGCUCUUUCAGUCUUUUAGAAAGCCAGAGAGAGUUUCUGGAGCGAUUCAGACGAAAGGAUGUAGACAAGAAAGCCCUACCGAUGCUGGUGUCUGCCUGUCCAGGCUGGAUUUGCUAUGCUGAGAAGACUCACGGCGAAUUCAUCCUUCCUUACAUCAGCACGACCCGCUCGCCUCAGCAGAUGAUGGGGUCUUUAGUCAAGAGCUACUUUGCCACACAGAAGGGUGUUUCACCACAGAAUAUCUAUCAUGUGACUGUGAUGCCCUGCUAUGAUAAGAAGUUAGAGGCUUCCAGACCAGAUUUCUACCUCGGCGAGUAUGAAACCAGAGAGGUGGAUUGUGUCAUCACUUCAGGUGAAGUUUUAAAGAUGUUGGAAGAGGAGAAUGUGUCUUUGAGGGAUGUGGAACCGGCUGCCGUAGACACAAUGUUCAGUAAUGUAUGUGGAGAGGAGAUGUUAGGUCACGCAGGAAGUGGAUCUGGAGGUUAUCUACAUCAUGUCUUCAAACAUGCUGCCAAACAACUCUUUGGGAUCGAACUAGACGAACUCACAUACAAGACUAUGAAAAACAAAGACUUCCAGGAAGUGACUUUGGAGAAGGACGGCGAUGUGCUGCUGCGGUUCGCAACUGUCUACGGCUUCAGAAACAUUCAGAACCUGGUGCAGAAGCUGAAGAGAGGAAAGUCACCUUACCACUUUGUAGAAGUGAUGGCAUGUCCAUCAGGAUGCCUGAAUGGAGGAGGGCAGCUUAAACCUUCAGCAGAUCAGUCUAAUAAGGAGCUGCUUCAACUGGUAGAGGAGCUGUACCACAUGGAGAGAACCUCGGCACCUGAGGAAGACAAGCAGGUGGCUGAGCUUUACCACAGCUGGUUAGAGAGUGUGGGAGAGGAGAAAGCCAAACAGUUACUCCACACACAGUAUCACGCCAUAGAAAAAAACACAACUAGUCUCAGUAUAAAGUGGUGAGGCGGCGAGAUCAGCCAUCGACAUCAUCUUGUUUUGUCUCUUUGCCUUCGGUUUCAAUAUCGUACACCUUUUCAAAUGUGUAAAGUUAGUAUUUAAAGAAAUACUCCACUUUCAUAAAAAAAUCCCCCCAUGUCAUCCAAUAUGUACGGAGCCCCUAAAGGGACAUGAAGCAAAAAUUAAAUAAAGUUUAGUUUCAUGUGCUCACGCGAAACCUUCAUGUGCAGAAUAUAUAUUUUUUUAUUUUAGUUUUGCAUGCUCAUGUGAAGCUAUUGCGCGAGCAUGCGAAACUAUCACGUGCUCACCUGAAACUAUCGUGCGCGCACGUGAAAGCGAAAGUUUCACGCGAGCACGCGAAACUAAACAAAAAAAAAAUUUUGCACAUGAAGGUUUCACGUGAGCACAUGAAACUAAACUUUAGGAUUUUUUUACUCCAAUGUCACCUUAGGGGCUCGGUAUAUAUGUUUUUGUUUCUUUGAGAAGAAAUUAAGUUUUUUGAGGAAAACAUUUCAGGAUUUUUCUCAUUUUAAUAGACUUUAUUGGACAUCAACAGUUUACUGUUUCAAAGCAACUUCAAAGGGCUCUAAACGAUCCCAACCAAGGGAUAUAAGGGUUUUAUCUCUCAAAAUGAUUGUAAUUUUCGCAAAAAAAUUAAAAAUAUGUACUUUUUAACCACAACUACUCAUCUUGCACUAGCCGUGUGACGUGCCAGCAUGGCCUUUUGUAUUACGCAAUCACGUCAAUAGGUCAUGGGUUACAUAUGUGAAACGCACAUUUGCGGACCAUUUUAAACAAUAAACUGACACAAAUACAUUAAUUAGUAUCAUUCCACACACAACAACAUCAGAAUGGUCCUCUUUCUCUACACUUGUAAACACUAGAGUCGUAGUUUUACAUACUUCGUGUAGCGAAUUUUGCGUGUCUUUAUUUGUGUGUCGAAUUUUGCAGUGUCUUAUCUAGCGUAACGAGCAGGAUUUUUGCAAAAAAAACCUUUUUAAUCAUAACUUCUCGUC